Molecule: messenger RNA, 5081 nt
Organism: Thunnus maccoyii (southern bluefin tuna)
Lineage: Eukaryota; Metazoa; Chordata; Actinopteri; Scombriformes; Scombridae
Gene: cadps2
Product: Ca++-dependent secretion activator 2
Exons: 30
Coding region: 206-4111 (1301 amino acids)
Biological process (GO): dense core granule exocytosis; positive regulation of exocytosis; synaptic vesicle exocytosis
Cellular component (GO): glutamatergic synapse
Source: RefSeq, a predicted model, not a curated record
CAAAAAAAACCACCCUGACGUUCCUCUGGUCUCGGCACCAAACGCACCACCGACCGCAGCAGAGCGAGACUGUCGGUCGGUAAAGUGCAGCCGUUAACGCCACGUCGACUAAAACAAACAAACUAAAACCAAAACAGUUGUUUCUCUUUCUUUUGCUUUGUCGCUCUGAACCGGAGUUGUUGUUUUUUUUUUCCUGCCGUGAACCAUGCUGGACCCGUCCUCCAGCGAAGACACCGGCGGGGAGUCCGACCCAGAAGUUGUCCAGGAGCCUGCGCGGAAACCGGCCGGCUCUUCUGCGGGGAAACGGGGCAACAACAACAGCCGGGCGGGCGGCCAGCAGCAGCAGCAGCGGCAGUCCGCCGCACCUGGAGGCGCCCCCGGUAAAGCCGCUAAAGACGCCACAGGUGAAGAGGAGGAGGAGAGGAAGGAGCGCGAGCGGAUCCAGAAGGAGGAAGAGGAGAGGAAAAUUAAACUGCAGAUUUAUGUGUUCGUCCUCCGGUGCAUCGCUUACCCGUUCAACGCCAAGCAGCCCACCGACAUGGCCCGGCGGCAGCAGAAGGUGAACAAGCAGCAGCUGCAGGCGGUGAAGGACCGUUUUCUGGCCUUCCUAAACGGGGAAACUCAGAUUGUGGCGGACGAAGCUUUCUGCAACGCUGUGAGGAGCUACUAUGAGGGCUUCCUGAAGAGCGAGCGGGUGUCCCGGAUGGUUCAGAGCGGCGGCUGCUCGGCCAACGACUUCCGCGACGUCUUCAAGAAGAACAUCGAGCGUCGCGUCCGGAGCCUCCCGGAGAUCGACGGCCUGAGCAAAGAGACGGUGCUGAGCUCCUGGAUCGCCAAGUACGACGCCAUCUACAGGGGGGACGAGGACAUGCGGCGUCAGCCACAGCGGGCGCAUCUGAGCGCCGUGUCGGAGCUCAUCCUCAGCAAGGAGCAGCUGUACGAGAUGUUCCAGCAGAUCCUCAGCAUCCGCAAGUUUGAGCACCAGUUGUUGUACAACGCCUGCCAGCUGGACAACGUGGACGAGCAGGCGGCUCAGAUCCGCAGAGAGCUGGAUGGAAGGUUACAGCUGGCCGACAAGAUCGCCAGGGAGAGGAGAUACCCAAAGUUCGUCUCUGCUGACAUGGAGGCUCUUUACGUGGAGGAGCUGCGAUCGUCAGUCAACCUGCUGAUGGCGAACCUGGAGAGUCUGCCGGUGUCCAAAGGAGGUCCGGACUUCAAACAGAAGCUCAAACGCUCCUCAAUGAACAACUCCUUCCUGGACAUGGGAGACGAGGGAGACGUCCUGUCCAAGUCUGAUGUGGUUUUGUCCUUCACACUAGAGAUUGUGAUUGUGGAGGUUCAGGGACUGAAGUCAGUGGCUCCAAACCGGAUUGUUUACUGCACCAUGGAGGUGGACGGAGGAGAGAAGCUGCAGACGGACCAGGCUGAAGCCUCCAGACCACAGUGGGGGACUCAGGGGGAUUUCACCACCACUCACCCUCUGCCGUCUGUCAAAGUGAAGCUGUUCACAGAGAGCACGGGGGUCCUGGCUCUGGAGGACAAGGAGCUGGGCCGGGUGGUUCUGAACCCGACCACUAACGGGCCGAAGCAGGCCGAGUUCCACCGGAUGGUCGUCCCCAAGAACAGCCAGGACACGGAGCUGAAGAUCAAACUGGCCGUCCGUAUGGACAAACCUCCCAACAUGAAGCACAGCGGGUAUCUUUACGCUCUGGGACAGAGAGUCUGGAAACGCUGGAAAAAAAGAUAUUUUGUUCUCGUUCAGGUGAGUCAGUACACGUUCGCCAUGUGCAGCUACAGAGAGAAGAAGGCUGAACCUCAGGAGCUGAUGCAGCUGGAGGGCUACACGGUGGACUACUGCGACCCCCAGCCAGGCCUGCAGGGCGGUCGGGUGUUUUUUAACGCGGUGAAGGAGGGCGACCUGGUGAUGUUUGCCUGUGAUGACGAGCAGGACCGGGUGUUGUGGGUCCAGGCCAUGUACCGAGCCACCGGACAGUCCUACAAACCGGUCCCGCCGCCGCAGAACAAAACCACAAACUGCAGAGGAGGAAACCAGAAACCAGCAUCUCCCAUCAGUCUGGAUCCGUCUCAGCGUCAGGGCGUGGAGGAGCUGAUCUCCGCGGCUCCAUGUCGUUUCGACCACGCCGCUCUGUUCACCAUCUUACAGAAACACACUCUGCAGCACCGCAUGAACGACUCCUUCUCCUGCCUGGGUUGGUUCAGUCCCGGUCAGGUGUUCGUCCUGGAUGAGUACUGCGCUCGGUUCGGCGUCCGAGGCUGCCACCGUCACCUGAGCUACCUGAAAGAUCUGAUGGAUUAUUCGGAGAACAACGUGCUGGUCGACCCGACGCUGCUACAUUACAGCUACGCCUUCUGCGCCUCCCACGUCCACGGAAACAGGCCUGAUGGGAUGGGGACGGUGACCGCGGAGGAGAAAGAGCAGUUCGAAGCCAUCAGGAGUGGCCUCAUAUCUCUGCUGGAGAACCAGAUCACACAUUUUAGGUACUGCUUUCCCUUCGGACGACCAGAUGGGGCCCUGAAGGCGACGCUCUCCCUGCAGGAACGGGUUUUGAUGAAGGACAUCACCACUCCUGUUCCUCCUGAGGAGAUGAAGAAACUGGUGCAGAGGUGUCUGGAGAAAGCAGCUCAGAUCAACUACAGUCAGCUGAUGGAAUACGCUCAGAUCAAAGCGGACGCUCAGGCAGCUCCGGAGAAGAAACUGGAGGACAUGAUGCGACUGGGAGAGCUCUGCAUCGAAGUCCUGCAGCAGAACGAAGAGCAUCACUCAGAGGGAAGAGAGGCUUUCUCGUGGUGGCCGGAGCUGAUGGCCGAACACGCCGAGACGUUUCUGUCUCUGUACAGAGCCGACAUGGACGCCGCUCUGCAGGUCCAGCCUGUCGACUCCUGGGACAGCUUCCCGCUAUUCCAGCUCCUCAACAACUUCCUGCGAACCGACCCUCACCUGUGCAACGGGACGUUCCAUAAACACCUGCAGGACCUGUUCGUCCCCCUGGUGGUCCGUUACAUCGACCUGAUGGAGUCGUCCAUCGCCCAGUCCAUCCACCGCGGCUUCGAGCAGGAGACGUGGACCUCCGUCAAGUCGUUAACUAACAAUCUAGCGAGCGUUCCUCUUCCUAAAGUCCCCAGCCUCCCCCUUACGCUGCCGCAGAUGCCCAGCUUCUCGGCGCCCGCUUGGAUGGGACCGCUGUGCGAGAACACUAACGGCUCCGCCACCUCAGAGGAUUUGUUCUGGAAGCUGGACGCUCUGCAGAUGUUCGUGCUGGACCUCCACUGGCCAGAGCCCGAGUUCGCCAAACAUCUGGAGCAAAGACUUAAACUGAUGGCCAGCGACAUGAUGGAGGCCUGCGUCAAGAGAACAAAAUCUGCAUUUGAUGCCAAAAUGCAGAAAGCGAAUAAGUCAACAGACUUCCGGGUUCCUCUGUCGGUCUGCACCAUGUUCAACGUGCUGAUGGACGCCAAGAAGCAGUGCUCCAAACUCUGCGUGCUGGACACCGGCCAGGAGAUUGACAAACAAUGGCAACAGUACCACUCCAAAAUCGAUGUCCUGAUUGACGAGGCGUUCAAAGAAAUGGUUUCCUCCCUCGUCUCAAAGUUCGCCGCUGUUUUAGACGGCGUCCUCUCCAAACUCUCGAGAUACGAUGAAGGGACAUUCUUCUCUUCAAUCCUCUCUUUCACAGUGAAAGCAGCUGCCAAAUAUGUGGAAGUCCCUAAACCGGGGAUGGAUCUGGCCGACACCUACAUCACCUUCGUACGACAGAACCAGGACAUCCUCCGAGACCGUGUCAACGACGAGCUCUACAUCGAGAAGGUGUUUGAUCAAUGGUACACCGGCUCCAUGAAGUCGGUGUGUGUUUGGCUGACGGACAGACUGGACCUGCAGCUGCACAUGUACCAGCUGAAAACACUCAUCAAGAUUGUGAAGAAGACCUACCGCGACUUCAGGCUGCAGGGCGUCCUGGACGUCACACUGAACAACAAGAGCUACGAGACCAUCUACAACCGGCUGACGGUGGAGGAAGCCACGGCGGCCGUCAAAGCGGGCGACGGCCUGCAGGGCAUCAGCAUGAGAGACAGCGACGAGGAGGACGACUGAACACACACACACACACACACACACACACACACACACAUCCUCCCCUCACACACACACCCUGUUACUGCUUGAUUAUCAACCUCUCUAAAAAAAAAAAACCAAGACCUCCCAUCACAGUUAAUGAUAUGUGUCCUCGACUGAACUCUACUGCACUCACUAAAAACUAAAACUAAAGCUGAAACUACAGUCAACAAUGAGUGUGAUUUUAUAAUAAGAUUGCUGAACAUAUUAAGGAACAGAUUGGCUGCUGCUGCUGCUGCUGUUUUCGACAACAGGACGAGUAAUGCUAACGCUAGCUAGCGUGCCAUGUUGUGAAUGUGUUUUCUCUGCUGAUCUUCACUCAGUCUUAAUUCAAUAAAAAGUGAAACUGGGACUAUAAAACUGAAACUUAAAUCAAAAUAAAUGAACGGAAAGAGGAUAAAACAGCCGUGUGAUAUUAUUAACUAACAGCAGGGACAGCGAGUCAACAACCGUUACCUCACUCAUCAUCUACUGAUUCUUCACUCAAUCAUAAAUAUCUAGAUAUAAACUAAAGCUACUAAUAUACUACUACUACUAAUAUAAUAUUAACUAAUAUACUUUAAUAAUAUGACUGGAGAAAAUCAACAGAAAUAGAUACCUGGCAGCUUCAACAACAGGACGAAGUUAUGCUAAUGCUAACGUUAGCUAGCAACAGUGGUGGAAGAAGUACUCGGAUGCUUUACUCAAAGUCCCCUCCGCUCAAAAAUCAGUUCUUCAUGUUUUUAAGCUUCACUGUGCAGAGUUUGUUUUCACAUCCAUCUGCUGAAAGGAGGAAAGUUUCUCUGCGUUUACUGAAAAUCCAAUUUUAAGUUGCUAACGAGUGUGAUGUGUGACAUCACAACUAGUUUGGAGCUAAUCGUGGUCAAAUGUUCAACGUACACAAGUGUGAUGUGGAAACUUGAAGCCUCCAGAGCACAGAGUAGAUAUAAUUUUAAGGAUUUAAACAAGA